Messenger RNA from Erigeron canadensis, 3048 nucleotides. RefSeq lists its product as uncharacterized. Bases 176 to 2770 code for a protein of 864 amino acids. The transcript is spliced from 12 exons. Lineage: Eukaryota; Viridiplantae; Streptophyta; Magnoliopsida; Asterales; Asteraceae. The record is from RefSeq and is a predicted model, not a curated record.
UAGAUCACAUCUUCCCCAAAAUAUAUCUCACUUUUUUUUUUGGGUAUGGGUACCUCAAUAUAUUGCCUCGCUUCCAACAAAUGGUUUGGCAAGGUUAGGCCGCCUCAAGUCGUUAAGUUCAAAGAUUUCCAUCGGAUACUCAGAUUAAUUGAAGGCAAGUGUCAAAGUCUCAAAGAUGUCACUGGGAAUUCGAGUGCCGGUUUUCUUAUUAGCUAUCCUGUUAUUGGCAAUGUGUGCUCAAAAUUCUGAAGCUCAUGUAACAUUUGAAAACGGGUUGAAAUCCAUGGUGUAUUUAUCACCUAAAAUAACCCUACACCCUGGUUCUGUCUCAAACAAGUUCUACUAUGACAUUGAGUUCCCAAAAGGUCAUAUAGGUAUCAAGAGUUUCGAUGCUGAACUUGUUGAUGAAGCAGGGAACUCUGUUCCUCUUCACGAAACUUAUCUUCACCACUGGGUUGCAAUAAGAUACUACCAACGUAUCGGCAUUAAAGAUAUAAAAUAUAAUGUUAAUCUUGGGUUCCGCCAAUCAGAUCACAUUAUUGCUAGAAAUGGUGGAGUAUGCAAGUAUAGCCUUCCCCAGGUUUUUGGAUUAGGAGCUGAAACGCGGAAAACAUCCACAUAUGUUCCCGAUCCUUAUGGAAUCGAAGUCGGUAAUCCACUAGAAGUUCCUGUUGGAUUUGAAGAGAGGUGGAUGUUUAAUAUCCAUGCAAUUGACACUCGAGGCGCAGUAGAUGCAAUGGGAUGUACUGAAUGCAGAUGUAACUUAUACAAUGUAACAGAGGAUGAGUAUAGUCGUCCUUUGAAACCAAAUUAUGUGGGAGGCAUUUUCUGCUGCUAUGAUGAAACACAAUGCAAAUUGAAAAACCAUGUUGAAAGUGUGCAAAGAAACCUUUACUUGAAGUACACUGUUAAGUGGGUUGAUUGGAGUGACUCUGUACUACCUGUUAAAAUCUUCAUCUUUGAUGUCACUGAUACCUGGCAGAAAACAGGAACCCAUGAUUGCCUAGUCGAGUAUGAUGUUGAACAAUCUACCGCUGAAGUCACUAAUAAUGAUUACACCAGCACACGAAGAUCAAGUGUGAGUUUUCCAACCGGCGGUGAUGUCGUGUAUGGUGUUGCACAUCUGCACAGUGGCGGAAUAGGUUCUGCACUAUAUGGAGAUGAUGGGCGGAUUAUUUGCUCGUCUAAGCCUAUAUAUGGGCAGGGAAACAGUGCAGGAGAUGAAGCUGGUUACAUAGUUGGAAUGUCCACAUGUUAUCCUAAACUAGGCUCAAUGAAGAUAGCUAAAGGCGAAAUCCUAACUUUGGAGUCUAAUUACAGCUGUGAGAAGAGCCAUACUGGGGUUAUGGGACUCUUCUAUAUUCUUGUUGCAGAGUCUUCAUUAAAUUUGAGUGAUCCAGUUCAAAUUCAUGAAGAAUCAAAAGUACCUAUCUUCUUUUGGGGUGUAGCCGUGUUUGGAUUGGCGAUGUUUGCAGCUGUUGUAGUUGCAUAUCAAAGGAGGCAAAGUGAGGAUGGCUAUAUUUCUAUUAACCAGGGGCAUAUUUAUUUGAAUUUGCAUCUGAUAACAAUGUGUGAUACGUGUCUGCUAGAACAUAAUCAAGGAUCAAAGAUGUCACAUGGUACUCAAGGUUUCGUGUGCUUGUUAGCUUUUGUGUUAUUGGCAAUAUGUGCUCAAAGUUCUAGAGCCCGUGUGACAAUUGAGAAGGGGGUAAAAUCCAUGGUGUAUUUAUCACCUAAGAUAACCUUACAUCCGGGUUCUGUUUCAAACAAAACAUACUAUGAUAUAGAGUUUCCGAAAGGACAUAUUGCUAUAAAAAGUUUCAAUGCUGAAAUUGUGGAUGAAGCAGGGAACCCUGUUUCGCUUAAAGAAACGUAUGUCCACCAUUGGACUGCGAUAAGAUACUACCAACGUAAGGGCGUUAAAAAUCUUAUUAUGGCUGGGAAUUCUGGAUUAUGCAAACAAGGUCGCUCCCAGAUUUUUGGAAUGGGUUCAGAAACACGAAAAACAUCUACAUAUGUUCCUGAUCCUUAUGGAAUCGAAGUGGGUAAUCCGCUUACGGUUCCUGCUGGUUAUACAGAGAAAUGGAUGUUUAAUAUCCACGCGAUGGACACUCUUGGUGCAGUGGAUCCAAUAGGAUGUACUGAGUGCAGAUGUAACUUAUAUAAUGUGACAGUUGAUAAAGAUGGUCAGCCUUUGAGACCGAAUUAUGUGGGAGGGUUAUUCUGUUGCUAUGAUGGAACACAAUGCAAAGUGAAAAAUGGGCUUAAAAGUACUAACAGAAACGUUUACUUCAAGUACACAGUUAAAUGGGUUGAUUGGAGUGAUUCCAUAAUACCUGUUAAGAUCUUUAUACUUGACAUCAUGGAUAUCUGGCAGAACACAGGAAUCCAUAAUUGCUUAUUUGAAUAUGAUAUUAAACAAUCUACCACUGGAGCUGGUACUAAUGACUCCAUCAGCACUCGAAGAGCAAGUGUGGGUUUCCCAAUUGCUGGUGACGUCGUUUAUAGUUUUGCACAACAGUACAUAGGUGGAGUAGGUUCUACUCUAUAUGGAGAGGAUGGACGGGUUCUUUGUUCGUCUAAACCCAUAUAUGGGCAAGGAAACAGUGUGGGAGAUGAAGCUGGUUACAUUGUAGGAAUGUCAACGUGUUAUCCGAAACCAGGUUCAGUAAAGAUAGCCAAAGGUGAAAACCUAACUUUCGAUUCUAACUACAGCAGUCAAAAGAGCCAUACUGGAGUUUUGGGCCUCUUCUAUCUUCUUGUUGCAUAGUCUUCUUUGAAACUCAAUUAUCCGGUUUAGAUUCAUGAAGAAUCGGGAGUAAUGAUCUUUUAUGGGAUGUAGCCAUGUUUGGAUUUGUAAUUUCUGUCACUAAUGAAGUUGUAUAUCGAAGAAGAAAGCAAAGCCAGGAUGGGUACCUCUCUAUGGCAACUUGAGCAACUUCUUUCUGUGAUUUUGAGAUUACAGUUGUUUGACUUUAGUUUUACAAUGAAUGUGUGAAAGUCAUACAAAAAGGUGUAUUACUACUAUAUAAAGCUUGGUUAAAUUUA